AAUCUGUGAGCCGAGUACUAUUUAUUUUACAAUUAAAAAAAUUCCACCAUUUUCAAACUCACAUCAUCUCUCUCUCUCCCUCUCGCUAUCUCCAUAGAGAUUCCGCUUUGGCGAGAGAGAGAAUCGAUAAUUCGAGUUCUCAAUCAAUUUUCCCAUUCAAACAAUCAUGCCUUCAGGCGCCAAGAAGCGUAAAGCUGCCAAAAGGAAGGGAACUCAGCCCAACACCAACAAUUCCAAUCCGUCCCCUGCUGCUUCUACGCAUGAUGCAGGCGCGGCUAGCUCAACCACUUCUCAGGAUAUGGAGAAGGGCAACAUUGCUGUUCCAGUCGAAAGAGAAUUAAAAAAUGGGAGUGAAUUAGCUGGCAAGUUUGACCACAAUGAAACCGAGAGGAAAUCAUAUGAUGGAGGGUCAUCCGGGAGCUCAGGCAGCAGCAGCUGCUCAGAUGAUGAAUCUCACGGUGAAAAAAUUGAUACUGUGCCUACCGUCACAAUUGUAGAGGCAAGUGAGGCCGUUUUGGAAAUGAACACGAGCUCUCAGUUUGUAUCUAAGGAUAAUGGCGAGAAAAAGGUCUCUGCGGAAGUAACCACUCCGUCUGUUGAGCAUGUUGAGGUGGCUUCUGAUCUGAAGACAUCAGCGGAAGAAACUGAUGAACGGUUCAGUCUGUCUUACAAUGCCCCAAUUGCUACUCAUGAUAAUGGAGUGGAUCUUGUGAAAGAUUCAGGAGUCACUGAGCCGUUGCUGGUUCCUCCUCCUUGUCCCGUGAAAACGACAUCAUGGAAGGGCUGUUGUGGACUAUUUGAACUGUUUACGAGCUCGUAUAGAUAAUUUACGUAUUAAAGCAUGACGAAUACCCUUUUCCCUGUGCCUCGCUGGGUGAGAUUUUUUCGUGAGCACGCCUCUUAGGCUCUUUCGGAUAGUAAAGAAGAAAUAGCAGCGAGAAGGUGAUUGCGACUUGUAAGUCUCACUAAUGUAUUGGCAUUAUGUGAAAGGUAAGCUAUAAACUAGUCUUCGUUUUUGCAGUGGAUAGGCGAGUUUUCUCCUUGAGUUUCAUGUAACACAGUUUGGUAUUGAUUGAGGAACCUCUGUAGUUGUGAAACUUGAAAAAGGUUCGCUUUUCUUUCUUGUUCGAGUCUGUGUAGUUAUCAGGUUUCUGACCGUGUUUCAUCGUACGAUCGUUGUUAUUGAUAUGGUGAUUGCUGCAUUAUAUUUA
Molecule: messenger RNA, 1211 nt
Organism: Salvia splendens (bonfire salvia)
Lineage: Eukaryota; Viridiplantae; Streptophyta; Magnoliopsida; Lamiales; Lamiaceae
Exons: 4
Coding region: 167-826 (219 amino acids)
Source: RefSeq, a predicted model, not a curated record